Messenger RNA from Tauraco erythrolophus (red-crested turaco), 774 nucleotides. Lineage: Eukaryota; Metazoa; Chordata; Aves; Musophagiformes; Musophagidae. The record is from RefSeq and is a predicted model, not a curated record.
UUCGGGGAGUGGUGCAACUUGCAGCCAAAAGAUGCUGCCAAGAUGCCUGAGAGUGCCUGGAAGCUGCUUUUCUACACGUUAUCCUGGUCGUAUGGCAUCUACCUGCUCUUCUUCACUGACUACCCCUUCUUCUACGACCCACCAUCCGUCUUUUACGACUGGAAGAAGGGCAUGGAUGUGCCCACAGACAUCGCCAUCGCCUACCUGAUGCAGUGCAGCUUCUACGGCCACUCCAUCUAUGCCACUGCCUACAUGGACACGUGGCGCAAGGACUCUGUUGUCAUGCUUCUCCACCACGUGGUCACGCUGACCCUCAUAGCCUUCUCCUACGCUUUCAGGUACCACAACGUGGGCAUCCUCGUGCUCUUCCUGCACGACGUCAACGACGUGCAGCUGGAAUUCACCAAGCUCAACGUCUACUUCAAGCACCGGGGGGGUGUCUAUCAUCGCCUCAACGACAUCAUCUCCAACAUUGGCUGCCUCACCUUCAGCAUCAGCUGGUUCUGGUUCCGUCUCUACUGGUUCCCCCUCAAGGUGCUCUACGCCACUUGCUACUCCAGCCUCCAGUCGGUCCCUAAUAUCCCCUUCUACUUCUUCUUCAAUGCUCUGCUCCUUGUCCUCACUCUGAUGAACAUCUACUGGUUUCUGUACGACGUGGAGGACAGCAAGAAGACUACAAUGGCCAAGAAGAAAGAGGCUGGACUCCAGUUGCCCAGUGCUCUGAAAGAAGGGAUGCACCUGAAGAACGGACUCGUAAAAGACAAGCGGCUCUAA